Molecule: messenger RNA, 1962 nt
Organism: Manis pentadactyla (Chinese pangolin)
Lineage: Eukaryota; Metazoa; Chordata; Mammalia; Pholidota; Manidae
Gene: METAP2
Product: methionyl aminopeptidase 2
Exons: 11
Coding region: 95-1528 (477 amino acids)
Biological process (GO): proteolysis
Molecular function (GO): metalloaminopeptidase activity
Source: RefSeq, a predicted model, not a curated record
CGAGAGCAGCUUCCGGUGUCCCUGGUGGAGGUGGGUGAAGAAGGAGCGGGACUCUUGCCGCUCUAUCUCACUCCUUCGAGCUCUCCCGGGCAACAUGGCGGGCGUGGAGGAGGCAGCGUCCUCCGGGAGCCACCUGAAUGGCGAUCUGGAUCCAGACGACAGGGAAGAGGGGGCUACCUCUACGGCCGAGGAGGCGGCCAAGAAAAAAAGAAGGAAGAAGAAGAAGAGUAAAGGGGCUGCCACAGGGCAACAGGAACCUGAUAAAGAAUCAGCAGCCUCAGUUGAUGAGGUAUCAAGACAAUUUGAAAGACAAGCAUUGGAAGAGAAAGAACGAGAUGAUGAUGAUGAAGAUGGAGAUGGUGAUGGAGAUGGAGCAACUGGAAAGAAGAAGAAAAAGAAGAAGAAGAAGAGAGGACCAAAAGUUCAAACAGACCCUCCCUCAGUUCCAAUAUGUGACCUGUAUCCUAAUGGUGUAUUUCCCAAAGGACAAGAAUGCGAGUACCCACCCACACAAGAUGGGCGAACAGCCACUUGGAGAACUACAAGUGAAGAAAAGAAAGCUUUAGACCAAGCUAGUGAAGAGAUUUGGAAUGAUUUUCGAGAAGCUGCAGAAGCACAUCGACAAGUUAGAAAAUAUGUUAUGAGCUGGAUCAAGCCCGGGAUGACAAUGAUAGAAAUCUGUGAGAAAUUGGAAGACUGUUCACGAAAGCUAAUAAAAGAGAAUGGGUUAAACGCAGGCCUGGCCUUUCCUACUGGGUGUUCUCUCAAUAACUGUGCUGCCCAUUAUACUCCCAAUGCUGGUGACACAACAGUAUUACAGUAUGAUGACAUCUGUAAGAUAGACUUCGGAACACAUAUAAGUGGUAGGAUUAUUGACUGUGCUUUUACUGUCACUUUUAAUCCAAAGUAUGAUACAUUAUUAAAAGCUGUAAAAGAUGCCACUAACACUGGAAUAAAGUGUGCUGGAAUUGACGUCCGUCUGUGUGAUGUUGGUGAGGCCAUCCAAGAAGUUAUGGAGUCCUAUGAGGUUGAAAUAGAUGGGAAAACAUAUCAAGUGAAACCAAUCCGUAAUCUAAAUGGACAUUCAAUUGGUCCAUAUAGAAUUCAUGCUGGGAAAACAGUGCCCAUUGUGAAAGGAGGAGAGGCAACAAGAAUGGAGGAAGGAGAAGUGUAUGCCAUUGAAACCUUUGGUAGCACAGGAAAAGGCGUUGUUCAUGAUGACAUGGAAUGCUCACAUUACAUGAAAAAUUUUGAUGUUGGUCAUGUGCCAAUAAGGCUUCCAAGAACAAAGCACUUGUUAAAUGUCAUCAAUGAAAACUUUGGCACCCUUGCCUUUUGCCGCAGAUGGCUGGAUCGCUUGGGAGAAAGUAAAUACUUGAUGGCUCUGAAGAAUCUGUGUGACUUGGGCAUUGUAGAUCCAUAUCCACCAUUGUGUGACAUUAAAGGAUCAUACACAGCACAGUUUGAACAUACCAUACUGUUGCGUCCAACUUGUAAAGAAGUUGUCAGCAGAGGAGAUGACUAUUAAACUUAGUCCAAAGCCACCGCAACAUCUGUUAUUUUCUAAGCUUUGUUGGAAUACGUUAUACCAGAAUUAAUGUGCAACAUGUUGUCUGUUUAACAGUGGACCUAUGUAGUACUUUUAUCCAUGUUUAAAAAGGAAGGAAUUUGAUCAAAUGCAAACCAUCUAAUGUAAUUAACCAAGAAAAAGCUUUCAGGAUUUUCAAAUGUUAACUGUUUUUCCCCUGUCUAGGAAAUGCUAUAAAGCUCAAAUUAGUUAGGAAUGACUUUCCAUUUGUUUUGGAACACCUAAGAGAUGCUUUUCAGGUAUUUAUAUUGCCAUAUUCUUAACUAAAUGCUUUGAAUGACUACAUCCAGUUCUGCACCUAUAUCCUCUGGUACUGCUUUUUAACCUUCCUGGAAUCCAUUUUCUAAAAAAUAAAGACAUUUUCAGAUCUGAGA